Molecule: messenger RNA, 801 nt
Organism: Tilletiaria anomala UBC 951
Lineage: Eukaryota; Fungi; Basidiomycota; Exobasidiomycetes; Georgefischeriales; Tilletiariaceae
Product: histone-fold-containing protein
Exons: 2
Coding region: 114-626 (170 amino acids)
Biological process (GO): regulation of transcription by RNA polymerase II
Cellular component (GO): CCAAT-binding factor complex
Molecular function (GO): DNA-binding transcription activator activity, RNA polymerase II-specific; RNA polymerase II cis-regulatory region sequence-specific DNA binding; protein heterodimerization activity
Source: RefSeq, a predicted model, not a curated record
UGUGAGCUCAGCACAACGGCAGCAGCAUAUUCUUGCUGUGUUUUCUCAUUUUGCAAGUGCCAGGCACCCCGCGGUCACAAACAGAGAGCGCGCAAACAAGCGGCUUCGAGAUCAUGGACCCCGAUCGAGAUCAGAUUGAUGAUCAGCACGCAUCCGCAAAUGCAGAGGCGCUUGCAAGCGGGGUGUCGCAGACGGAUAUCGAGCUGCAAUUGCGAGCAAUGCGAGACGACGGCGAGCAAAGCAAUGCGGCCGUGCCGUCGCCCCCCCAUCCUCCUGCCACCCUGUUUCAGCCGGAGUUGCUACCGAGCGCCAAUAUCUCCCGACUGAUGAAAGCGACGCUCCCCGCCACGUCGAAGAUCUCGAGAGAGGCGAAAGAAGCAGUAUCAGAGUGUCUGUCGGAAUUCAUUUGCUUCAUCACCUCGGAGGCAAAUGACCGGUGCAUGGCCGAGAAACGAAAAACGAUCACUGGCGAGCAUAUACUCUGCGCAAUGCGGAUCCUCGGAUUCGACAAUUACGAGAUGGUGUGCAAAGUGUGGCUCAGUAAAUAUCGGCUUGCGCAAGAUGCCAAGCCGCGCGGACGCCAGAAAGCAGCAAGCGUACCAUUGCCGUUGGAGGACAUUGAGUGAAUGCUGGCGAAGUGUCCUUAAGAUAACAUGCAAUCGUCGCUUGCAACCUGGGCAAAAGGCGCAUCGCGUCACCGGCGCAGUGCGGCCGUGAUACGACAGCGUGAUUCUACCAUGAUCGCCUUGUCGCUCGGUCCAUCUAACGGAUGUUCGCCAGAUCAACGCCUCGGCCCGUCGC